Messenger RNA from Saprolegnia diclina VS20, 612 nucleotides. RefSeq lists its product as hypothetical. NCBI's taxonomy places the organism in Eukaryota, Oomycota, Saprolegniomycetes, Saprolegniales, Saprolegniaceae. The record is from RefSeq and is a predicted model, not a curated record. The coding region runs from base 1 to 612 and encodes 203 amino acids. The transcript has 2 exons.
AUGCAAUCCGCCUUUGGUACAAGCUCGCUCAACCGCCACAAGUGCCCGGCACCAGCAACGCAGACCAGCAUCUCGAACCACGCGAUGACCCUCACGGUGAACGCGGAGGCGAAGAAGGCAGCAAAGCGCGCACACGUGGCCUUGGCCCUCUUCUCCGAGGAUCUUCACCCCUUUAAGAUCACUGAGGGUGGCAGCUUCAUGGCCUUUGCCCAAACGAUGCUCGAUAUUGGCCUCAAGAGCAGAGCGCGGCUCCUCGCCAAAGACGUGCUGGCCCAACCCACGACGGUCCAGCGCGCCCUAGCUGUCGAAGCCAAAGAAGCGCGAGCCAUGCUCAAGCCGCGCCUCCAGGCCCACCCGAUAUCCAGCACGUCGUUCAUUUCGCUCACGUGCUCCUACAUCACGUACGACUGGAAGCUCGUGGAUCAAGUACUUGGCGUUCGGAGUCUCUCCAACGAGCCGCACACUGCGAUCUUUAUUAAGAACGAGACAUCGUCUAUUCUGAAAGAGUACGGCAUCUUCAGCACGACGCCGAUCAACCUUGACGCAGGACGCCACAAACCAUUCAUCGGCAACGACGGACCGCGGCGCAAAGCGCAAGCUCUUCACCGUUGA